This is a messenger RNA of Trifolium pratense (red clover), 948 nucleotides long. Its product is annotated as dormancy-associated protein homolog 4-like. The transcript is spliced from 3 exons. NCBI's taxonomy places the organism in Eukaryota, Viridiplantae, Streptophyta, Magnoliopsida, Fabales, Fabaceae. Bases 136 to 537 code for a protein of 133 amino acids. The record is from RefSeq and is a predicted model, not a curated record.
ACUUAAAACCCCAAAAAAAAAAAGAAUUUUUUUUCUGUCGUUUCGUCCCUUUCAUCUUGUAAUUAAUCUUAAUUUGUGUUUGUUAUUCAAAAAAAAUCUUAAUUUUUUUUGUGUUUGAGUAAUAACAUUAUAAUUAUGGGAUUUCUUGACAAACUUUGGGACGAAACGUUGGCGGGUCCCACACCUGAAACAGGUUUGGGUAAGCUUCGAAAGUAUAACUCUUUCUCUGCCAGCUCCUCCGGUCCACGGUCACCGCCGGUGAAGGAUGAUGUUCCUAUUAGUCGUAGCAUUAUGAUUAUUAGAACUAAUAAUGCUAAUUACGGCGGAAGAGGCACCGUGUCGGAACCUGUUUCUCCUUGUUCUUCUGCUCCUAGCACCCCUCGUACCCCUCAUACCCCAUUAACACCGGAGGCACCGGGCGGUGAUUUUAAGAAAUUCACAAGGAGAAAAUUUCCAAUGGAUCCGCUGGACAGCUCCGAUCAUCGAAGUCCGACUAUUUCCGAUUGGGUGAUUAUGAAUGCUUGGGAUCGCUGUUGAUUGAGAGAGAGGAAGUAAGAUGUUUUGAAUUGAACAUCAUCAUUCGGCAGAUAUAUAACAUUGAUUCUAUAAUUUCAAAGGGGAAUCACAUUGCUUUUCUAAUUAAUAUGUAUUAAUAUGUAUAUUAAAUAUUGUAUAUAUUGUAUAUUACUAUAUAAAAUAUGAGUACCUAAUGGCUCAGAUGAUGCAGAGUCAUGACUCAUGUGCAGCUUAUUAUUAAGCCAGUGCUUCAUGAGAUUCUGAGGGUGUAAAGGAGUAGAAGGAAGUUACCAAGUGUGUAUUUGUAUAUAUUGUUUUGAUUUUUUAAUUUUUUUAUUCUCAUUUUCUGAGAUUUUGGUUGUUGACUAUUGUAAAUAUGGAUUAUGUACUCUGAAACCUAUGUGGAACUCAAUGAAGCUAGAAUUUAUUAUA